Grammomys surdaster is the source of this 2547-nucleotide messenger RNA. It is a transcript of the gene P2ry13, whose product is annotated as purinergic receptor P2Y13. NCBI's taxonomy places the organism in Eukaryota, Metazoa, Chordata, Mammalia, Rodentia, Muridae. Gene Ontology annotation, biological process: G protein-coupled receptor signaling pathway; negative regulation of adenylate cyclase activity. Bases 51 to 1064 code for a protein of 337 amino acids. Gene Ontology annotation, molecular function: G protein-coupled purinergic nucleotide receptor activity. The record is from RefSeq and is a predicted model, not a curated record. Gene Ontology annotation, cellular component: membrane. The transcript is spliced from 2 exons.
CUAAUGACUGCCACAACUCAUACAGCCGAGUGUCUUCCCAAAGAAAGCUGAUGUUCGAGACAGUCAACACCACUGGGAUGCAGGGCUUCAACAAGUCUGAGCGGUGCCCCAGGGACACUCGGAUGACACAGCUGCUGUUCCCAGUGCUCUACACUGUGGUCUUCUUGACAGGCAUCCUGCUCAACACCGUGGCCUUCUGGGUCUUCAUCCACAUCCCCAGUAAUUCCACCUUUAUCAUCUACCUCAAAAACACUCUAGUGGCAGACCUGAUAAUGACGCUAAUGCUUCCUUUCAAAAUCCUUUCUGACUCCCACCUUGCACCCUGGCAGCUCAGAGGGUUUGUGUGCACUUUCUCCUCUGUGGUCUUCUAUGAGGCGAUGUAUGUAGGCAUCGUGAUGCUGGGCCUCAUCGCCUUCGACAGAUUCCUCAAGAUCAUCAUACCGUUUAGGAAAACUGUUGUGAAAAAGACUGCGUUCGCAAAAAUAGUCACGACUGUCAUCUGGUUCCUGAUGUUCCUCCUCUCCCUUCCAAACAUGAUCUUGAACAAGAAGGCAACGCAGCCAUCCGUGAAGAAGUGUGCAUCCUUAAAGAGUCCGCUGGGGCUGCUGUGGCAUCAAGUGGUCAGUCACACAUGCCAGUUCAUUUUCUGGACUGUGUUUAUUCUGAUGCUUCUGUUUUAUGUGGUGAUUGCCAAAAAGGUAUACAACUCCUAUAGGAAGUUUAACAGUAAGGAGGGCAAGCGCAAACGGCUGGAGGUGAAGGUAUUUAUCGUCAUGGCUGUCUUCUUUGUCUGCUUUGCGCCAUUUCAUUUUGUCAGAGUACCAUACACCUACAGUCAGACCAUCAAUAAGACUGACUGUAGAUUAGAAAACCAGCUGUUUAUUGCUAAAGAAGCAACUCUCUUUCUGGCAACAACUAACAUUUGUAUGGACCCCUUAAUAUACAUAAUCUUAUGUAAGAAGUUCACACAAAAGGUACCAUGUAUGAGAUGGAGAAGGACAAGGACAGCAGCAUCAAGCGAAGAGCACCACAGCAGUCAGACAGACAACAUCACCCUAGCCUGACCACUUUGUCCCACAGGUUAAUUUCAUGCAUGGAUUCACAUCUAUCUAAGGAUGGGACUUCAAAAUACCGUUUACUCGGAGACUUCACUUAAGCAUUACAGAAAGAAGAGGGGAACAAACAGUUUCCUACAUUUUACUAUCCUCGUGUAUAGAAAAGAUUAUGCCCAUUUUCACCACAUAGAUAGAUGUAUUUAUACACGGGAUGAACUAACAUUAAGAAAAUGUGUAAUAAAGCAAAUGGCCACUAGAUGUCACCAUUUCAAGAGCAUUCAUGUAAUAUGGAAAAGGUUAAUGGGAAACAGGUUUGCCUGAAAAACCUCCCUUCUAGUUACCGACCCACAUUCUCUCACACAAUUCCUAAGACAUCACAUGGGGUUUUACGGCCUUCAGAAUGUUGAUAUUGUGAACAUAAACCAACAAACCUGCAUAUCCAGUGCCUGUGUAGAAAAGGCUAAGGUGGGGGCUGAAAGAGAGGCAGUCUGAGGAACCAAAGUGGGUCAAAAUAACCCCAGGAAUCUCAAAAGAUUGUCUCCUUACAAGUGCAAAGUGUUGCUCCUACAUCUAAACAGGGCAGCGGGAUAGAGGCACAUACAACAGGCAAAGCCAGUUCACAGCCAUGUAUAAUCUGAAAGCAGGGAAGUGCUGUCAGUCAGCAAAACCUUCCUGGGCAACAGCAUCUGUACACUGUUGGAAAAUAAUUAUUUCCCUCACUGUUUGUCUAUAUAUUAGGGUCCUUGUUACAUACUGUCUUAUAUUAGUUGCUUUAAUUCUUGGCCACAUUUCCCAAAGACAGGGUUCUUUAAAAGACAGCUAAAUCACAGAUUUUUAUUAUCUUCCAAAGUUUUUCCCCUAGUCUCCCACCAAAAAAAAAAAAAAAAAAAAAAAGACUGCAGAUAUCCUAGAUAUCCUUAGUGCAUAUCAGCUAUGGAAUGGUUGCCCUGUGAUUAGUAAUAUCCAUGUGGGAAGAUUUUUCAAAACCUGGUUCAUUUUAUUUGGGCCCAUCUACUUCCCUGGAUCUCUUUAUGGGUUUAAGAAAAUAAAAGUAAAAUAUGUGGAGGGUGAUGCUGGCUUUUCUAGAGAACAUGAGGACUCUUCCUCUAACUGUGCCUAUAAUAUGAAAUACAGGCUUCUCUCCUUCCUUGGCCUCAGGGGCCACAGAGGCAAGAGAACUUCCUUGCCUUUCUGCAAUCAUUUGCUAACCUGGACCCCCUUUACAGGCUCAGUUUAAUAUGACGUGUUUUGUCUGCACUCCACUGUAGAUAGAACAUUCCGUCUGACUCACUUUAUAAGUUCCUAUCGAUUGGUGAAACCCAAAGUUGCUAUCCCUUAUUAACUUCACCUGCCCAACCUCCCCCUAUUCCUCCAGCCCAGUCACUUCCUCAUCUGUAUGACAUCAUUCCUCAACUAGUUAUGGCAUUGAUUCAGAAUAAUUCACUAAAGUGUGCACUGUGCAAUUAAUAAAAUUUGCUAAAACAAAUCAAAA